AAGCGCCGGAAACGUGCUUGCGAACGCUGAUGUGUUACUUUGCUUUGGAAGUAUAUAGGAAUUAUAUAGUAGAUGUUUGGUUUUGAAGACCAGACUUUAUAAAGUAGAUACAAUUAGUCUAUUUAGAUGCCUAAAAGAAGAGGCGUUAUAAGGUGGUGAAAAAAAGCCCCAGCAGUAAAAGAAGGAUAACUCAGGGGAGAUGGCGCCAAAAGGAAAAGUUGGAGGAAAAGUUGGAACCAAAGGCAAAAAACAAAUCCACGACGAAAACCAGGAUACUCUGAAGUUCUAUUGCAGGAUUAUACUGGGAGCAAACGCUAUUUAUGCAGCAGUCAAUCUCGUGCUCUUUUACAACACAUCUACAUUUUGGACAUGGUUUUUUCUACUGUUUGCAUUGGUGGUCUAUGUUGGCAGCUACAAAUCUAUGUCAGCAAUGGCCAAAGCUGCAUUUGCUGAUGAUGAUAGCCUGCUGGAUGGAGGGAUAGAUCUUAAUAUGGAACAAGGCUUGGCAGAGCACCUCAAGGAUGUGAUUCUUCUUACUGCUAUUGUUCAGGUCCUCAGCGCUCUGUCAUCCUACUUCUGGUACCUCUGGCUCCUGGCACCAGCAAGGGCUUUGCAUUUAUUAUGGGCGAACUUCCUGGGUCCUUGGUUUUCUGCUGAUUCACAACCAGUCCCUGAAGAGAACGAGAAAAAUGAUAAGAAACAGAGGCGACAGGAAAGACGUCAGAUGAAGAGAUUCUAGACUUGUCCACAUUUAAUUGUUUUUACAUUUAUUGUACAAUAAGAAAACACAUAAUCUAAAUGAUUCUGAUACAUUUUAUAUGACAGAUUAGUCCAGACCAGUGGUUCCCAACCCUGUUCCUGGAGCCCCUAACAUGACACAUUUUGAAUAUCUACCAUUUCUGACACACCAAUUCAAGUCUUGGAGUCUCCAAAAUGUGUAGUGUUGGGGGGUUGGGAACCACUGGUGCAGACAAUAGAUGGGCACUUUGAAGUGUCUUCUGCUUUUUCAGCUCCCAGUUCUCAUCUACUGUUACGUCCUUAUCAGCUUUUUGGCCAGUCUCGAACUUUCUUGCUCAGGUGUACCUCGGUCAUAUCUGCCUGUUGACUGGGUUUCCAGAUGUGUUUUUUGUUUCCUUUGUGUGUGUGUGUGUGUGUGUGUGUGUUUAAGUCACACAAAUGCCUUUGCUUGCUAUAGUGAGCUACUAUUACCAUGAGAUCCAUUUGUCAAUUGCAGGUAUAGCUGUUGGUGCAGCAGACAACUACUUCGCAUGUUGCUCUCAGCUAUUUUGACCUGAGUUUGUACGAGGAACAAAGUUCAACCACCAACAAGUUACACCGCACUUCAGUUUUGCUUUCCAGUUUAGUCCUUGGAAAAAUUGUUGCUUUGAAUAUUAGGUUGCAGUAUAAUUCUUUAUCAGAGGUGAUUUAUAUUUGUAUAGCUUAUUGUCUGUGAUGUGGUGUGCAGCCUGGUGCUGCCUUGAGGGAAUAAUGCAGAAAUGAAAGAUAGUUAUGCACAUGUGAGAGUAUAAAGGACUUUAUCUUUAUCUAUUUUUUUUUUUAACUGGUCUAGUGAAACUGUACUGCUUUGUAUCUUUUGGGUGGGAUAGUAUGGGUAUAGGACAACUUCCAUGUGACAUUGCAAUGUUGACUGGCCGAAAACGAGUUUAACAUUUCAUUGGACUAAAAUUUUUUUUCUGAUCAAUAAGACAUCUCACAAUUUGGUAAACGUGAGCAUACCCAAUAAUA
Xyrauchen texanus (razorback sucker) is the source of this 1746-nucleotide messenger RNA. Its product is annotated as transmembrane protein 208-like. Lineage: Eukaryota; Metazoa; Chordata; Actinopteri; Cypriniformes; Catostomidae. The coding region runs from base 200 to 739 and encodes 179 amino acids. The record is from RefSeq and is a predicted model, not a curated record. Gene Ontology annotation, cellular component: intracellular membrane-bounded organelle. Gene Ontology annotation, biological process: vacuolar protein processing. The transcript has 6 exons.